Molecule: messenger RNA, 362 nt
Organism: Penicillium odoratum
Lineage: Eukaryota; Fungi; Ascomycota; Eurotiomycetes; Eurotiales; Aspergillaceae
Product: 40S ribosomal protein eS25
Exons: 4
Coding region: 1-291 (96 amino acids)
Cellular component (GO): cytosolic small ribosomal subunit
Molecular function (GO): structural constituent of ribosome
Source: RefSeq, a predicted model, not a curated record
AUGGCGCCCUCAGCUACCGGUGGCAAGAAGCAAAAGAAGAAGUGGUCCAAGGGCAAGGUCAAGGACAAGGCCCAGCACGCCGUUGUUCUGGACAAGACCAUUGAGGAGAAGCUCAACAAGGAUGUCCAGACCUACCGUCUGAUCACCGUCGCCACCCUUGUCGAUCGUCUCAAGAUCAACGGCAGCCUUGCCCGCCAGGCUCUCGCUGACCUCGAGGCUCGCGGUCAGAUCAAGAAGAUUGUUGGCCACAACAGCCUGAACAUCUACACCCGUGCCGUCACCGCCGAGUAAACGUUCCGUUUAUCGUCAUUUCUCGCGGUUCUUUUAUUUCCUUUGCUACGAAUGAUAUCACAAGGGAGACU